Phascolarctos cinereus (koala) is the source of this 880-nucleotide messenger RNA. It is a transcript of the gene VOPP1, whose product is annotated as VOPP1 WW domain binding protein. Gene Ontology annotation, cellular component: cytoplasmic vesicle membrane. The record is from RefSeq and is a predicted model, not a curated record. Lineage: Eukaryota; Metazoa; Chordata; Mammalia; Diprotodontia; Phascolarctidae.
CACACACACACACACACACACACACACACACACACACACACAUACACACACGCACGCGCGCACUCGCGGGGCGGGGAAGCCUGGAUCUGCUAGGAGAGCGGAGCGGCGUCGGUCACUCCCAGGACUUCGCUCCGUUCCCGGGCUCUCCUUGGGCUCCGGCUCCCGAGGGCGGCGCGCCCUGAGGCACGCAGGCGGCUCCCAGGCUUGCUCCAACCCACCGUCCCUCCCCUCUGGGGACAGGAUGAGGGGGCUCGUUCCGCUGACAGCUCGCCAGCGUUUCUGAAACCGGAGGACAGAGGGGAGAGCCGCACACCCUUUCUCCUGCCGCCGGGACCGGAGCAGAGAAGGAGCCAUGAAGCCCGCUCCGUGGAGGAUCCUCCUUUCGCUGCUGCUGUGGCUUCUGCUGGAGUGUACAGAGGCCAAAAAGCAUUGCUGGUAUUUUGAAGGAAUAUAUCCGACAUAUUAUAUAUGCCGCUCCUAUGAAGACUGCUGUGGGUCAAGAUGCUGCGUGCGGGCUCUGUCCAUACAGAGGCUCUGGUAUUUUUGGUUUCUUCUGAUGAUGGGCGUUCUCUUCUGCUGUGGAGCUGGUUUCUUCAUUCGCAGGAGGAUGUACCCUCCACCACUAGUCGAAGAACCAACAUUUAAUGUAUCCUACACCAGGCAGCCCGCUAACCCAACAGCAGGAGCUCAGCAACCAGGCAUGCCGUAUUACACUGACCCUGGAGGAGCUGUGAUGAACCCAAUGGCGAUGGCUUUCCAUGUCCAGCCCAACUCACCCCAGGGCACCCCAGUUUAUCCGCCCCCACCCUCCUACUGCAAUACGCCACCUCCCCCCUAUGAACAGGUGGUGAAGUCCUCCAAGUAGUGGUGAUGGAAAGUC